AUGAAGAUCCUUAUGACUUUGCACCAAUGGAAACGACCCAGAAACAUCCGCAAACGGUUCCUUCGCCGCCUCAAACUGAGUGAGAAGAAACAACUUACUCAAAAUAUUCCAACUGAACCUGCUGGUCGCAUUCGCCGGUCUUUGGAAAAGCUGGUCUAUGUACCAAAUAUCGAGUCUGCAUCCCAACCUCCUACUUAUGAUGAGUGUGUUGAGUACGCUCCUCCACUACAUCCACCGCCAGCCACUGAGAAGACGGUCGCAGAUACGUCAGUCGGAGAGCAGAUGGCCGGAGCGAAUGAAAGAGGUCGUCCACGUGAAUUACUUUACAAGCUGCAACUAAAUGAUAUUAUGCUGCGCCGGCCCCGGCGGCCAUCGCCUGAGGCCCGGAAACCAAUGAAACCUGCUGAUAUUGACUAUACUAAUUACCGGGAGCUUAUCUACUGGCAGUCGCGGGCGACUGCUUGGGUCUUGGGUUUUGAGGCUAUCAGAUGGGCCACAUUGAUAUGGUUGAUGUUUACAUGCUUAAUGCUGGCUAUAGCAUAG
This is a messenger RNA of Sungouiella intermedia, 543 nucleotides long. The record is from the annotation of a GenBank genome assembly. Lineage: Eukaryota; Fungi; Ascomycota; Pichiomycetes; Serinales; Metschnikowiaceae.